UUGUCUUAAAAUCAAAGGGUAAAUUUAAAUGACUUUUUUCUUCAUGACAUCAAAGCACUAAACAAACCCAAAGAUGAACUGAACAAAUCAAAAGACAAAUUGAGGAAUAUCAGUAGGCUGUGAGAAGCAGCAAGCAGAAAUAGGAUUCCCUGGCUCCUGAAUGCCUCAGGACACCGUGUUGUAGAGGAAAGAGAAAAGAUAGCACUUCCAAAUCCAUCCAACUUCCAUUUGGGAUGGUGAAUUAUUACAAAGUUUUAGGACUGCAAAAAAAUGCCUCUCAAGAUGAUAUUAAAAAAUCCUACCGAAAGCUGGCACUAAAGUGGCACCCUGACAAGAAUCCUAACAACAAGGAAGAGGCAGAAAAGGAAUUCAAAGCUGUAGCUGAAGCAUACGAAGUUUUAUCAGACCCCCAAAAGCGCUCCAAAUACGACAGAUCUACCAAUGAAAGUAGGCAGAGAGGAGGGGGAAGUGCUACUGGAGGCUACUACAGCCCAUUUGGUUCUGACUAUGUAUUCCGUAACCCAGAAGAGAUCUUCAGGGAAUUUUUUGGAGGAAUGGACCCCUUUGUACAAGAUUUCUGGGACAGUUCACUUGACAAUGAUGGGAAUGGUAGUGAAAACAGAUACAGAGACCAUAGAAGAGGACCUGGCUUUGCUGGCUUUGAUGUGUUUCCUGAUUUUACACAGUCAUUUAUGUCAUUUGGUUCAUUCCAACCCGGUGAGCACACUACAUUUUCCUGCAGGUCCUUUGGAGGUGACACUAAUGGGUCAAACAAUUUCAGAUCAGUCUCAACUUCUACCGAAGUUGUCAAUGGCAGAAAAAUCACUACCAGGAAAAUCAUCGAGAAUGGACAAGAACGAACUGAAGUGGAAGAAGAUGGCCAGUUGACAUCCAUCAAAAUAAAUGGGAUGGAACAGCUGAAAUGCUAGCUAGUCACUUACUAUGCACGUGCACAGAAAAGUUAAAUGCAAGCUGUUUGGAAGACCUCAGAUGAACUUGUGUUUACUGAUCUACUGCAAGUAGAGGUAAUAAAGAGCUUGAUUGAAAUUGUGACACAAGGGGUGCUGACUUUUGCAUUAGUUGGAACAAUUCCUUUGCAGGUAAAGGUAUAUAGAUAUGUUCUUCAAGUAUAAUUUUAGUAAACCUA
Messenger RNA from Gavialis gangeticus (Gharial), 1147 nucleotides. It is a transcript of the gene DNAJB8, whose product is annotated as DnaJ heat shock protein family (Hsp40) member B8. Gene Ontology annotation, cellular component: cytosol; endoplasmic reticulum membrane. NCBI's taxonomy places the organism in Eukaryota, Metazoa, Chordata, Crocodylia, Gavialidae. The record is from RefSeq and is a predicted model, not a curated record. The transcript has a single exon. Gene Ontology annotation, biological process: protein refolding; positive regulation of proteasomal ubiquitin-dependent protein catabolic process. Gene Ontology annotation, molecular function: Hsp70 protein binding; ATPase activator activity. Bases 234 to 929 code for a protein of 231 amino acids.